Molecule: messenger RNA, 2316 nt
Organism: Dujonia railenensis
Lineage: Eukaryota; Fungi; Ascomycota; Pichiomycetes; Serinales; Debaryomycetaceae
Source: the annotation of a GenBank genome assembly
AUGAGCUCUCCAAUAAAGGAGAAUGACUUUUAUGACGCAAUUCAGUCUCCUAUAUUUGCUACACCCUCUAAGAGGAGGCAUGGGGUUAUGUCGUUCUCGCGUGAAUCAGUCGCAAGGUCUCCGUUGAAGUCACCGAGCAGAAGGGGUAUUAUGAGCGUUCAAUUGAGACCGCAGUCACCUUCUACGAGUGUAGUUCUAUCUCCUGUGAAGACACCGAGUGGCAGGGCAGGAUUGGCGUCGCCUCUGAAGAGAUCAAGCUCUCAGUUGGACCAAUCAGCUAAGAAGCGGGCCAUUGUGAAUUCCAAGGCAUAUGCGAAACUUAUGAUAGGUGACGAAGAAGACGGCGAUUUUGAUGAAGACAACGAGUAUUUGAACUACCAAGAUGAUAAGUUAGCAGAGGCUAUUAUCAAGCAAUCAAGAAACGAAGAUGGUGAUACCGAAAUCGCGUACGGAAGUGACGUAGAGUUCGAAGAAGACUUGACCGAAGUAAAGGUAAAGCCAAAAAGGAGUAUCACUAGAAGGAAAGUGCUUGUAGAAAUAAAUGACGACGAGGGAGAUGAUGACGAUGACGCCAUAGUGCACUUAGAGUCAUCAGACAAUGAGUUAGAACUCUCUGACGACUCAGAUGAUGAGUAUAGUCGUCCAAAGAGAAGAAGAAAAAUCGAGAGCAUCCAGCCAGCGAAGAGGACUAGAACAAGAUCUACACCUAAAACAUCACCAUCCAAGGUAUUUCAGUCAGAUGCAUCACCUUCACCUUCUCCUACACCGAAGAGAAAGGUUGGUAGACCCAGUAAGGCUACUGAAUUGAUUGGGAAAAUUAAGAGUAUUUUUCACAUGGAUGAUGAAGAGUUUUUUCAGGAGAAUAAGUCUCCAGUGAAGAAACAAAGCCAAAGGGGAGGAAGAGCUUUUAAUGAUGACUCUGAUGGUGACGACGACUUCGAUAUUUUCUCUCAAACUUUAGGCUCGAUCAGCACUGAUGUAAACACCACUGCUCCUAUAAUAAGUGGUAUCUCCAGGAAGAUUGAUGGAAAGGAGGCGGAUGACAAUUCAUUUGCAAAGAAGUUCGAACCGAUGCCUAUACCGAAAGUAAAUGUAGACGGUACAAUCCAGGAUGAAGACUUUAUUAAUAAAUAUAUAAAACCAAUGGCGGAUAUCAAACACUUCAGGUUAGCGGACGAUGGAGCCAUUUUUAUGGAAGGUACAGAAGGCUACUUUGAGCAGCAUUCAGUUAGAAGUAGGGCCAGUGGAAAUUCACUCUCUCAAUUUGCUCCCCCACUAGAAUACUCAGAGUUUAUUCCAUACGUGAAGCUAGGACAACUAUUUCAGAAUAAUGAGAAGAAGAUUUUGUACAAGUUGCACACCUUGCUAUACCACCAGUGGUGCUUUGAAUUAUCGCAAGGGUUCAACUUGAACUUCUAUGGAACAGGUUCCAAGCGAGAAUUAAUGCUUUCAUUCUUGGAAGAUUUCUUUUUCAAGUGGUACGAAGAUUGCUGGGAUAGAACUAAUGAGCCCCAGGUAUUGGUAGUUAAUGGAUAUAACCCUGCAGUGAAAUUUAAGCAGAUUGUUGGUGACAUUGUAUCAGUAUUUAUCCCACAAGAAAAAAGGAAGAAGGAUAAUAUUAGGUUCCCUAAGCAUGUGCUGGAAACUGUACCAUUUUUGGUGAAUUACAUUGAAAGCAAGAGAGGAACCAGCUCCAAGAAGAUUUCCCCCAAGGUGAUAUUAGCAAUACAUAGUAUUGACGGGCCAGGUUUAAGAGACGAGAAGACACAAAGUUUGCUCUCGCAGCUUUGUUCCAUUCCAGAAAUAUGGUUGAUCUCGUCGUCUGACAACAUCAAUGUAUCAUUAUUGUGGGAUUUAUACAAGUUAAAGAAUUUCAACUUCAUAUUCCAUGAUCUUACCACAUAUGACUCUUUCAAUACUGAGGUUUCUUUCAAAGAUAUCUUAAGCAUGGGUAGAUCCACCAAGCACAAUGGAAACAAGGGUGCCAAAUAUGUUUUGAGUUCAUUAACCAUGAAUGCAAAGAAUUUGUACAGGGUCUUAUUGACAAAGCAAUUGGCGGUUAUGAAGGAACAACCAGGAAGCAACGCAGCUAGAAAUAUCUUGAAGGGUACAAUAAAACUCGGAAUAGAGUUUAAGAGUUUCUACAAUGCAUGUUUAGAGGAGUUCAUCACCUCAAACGAAAUCAGUUUUAGAACUAUCCUAAGCGAAUUCAUGGAACAUAAAAUGUGCAAUUUGGUAAAGGAUGACAGUGGAACAGAGAUUGUCUUUAUACCCUUUUCCUACAGUGAGAUGGAAAAGUUGUUACAAGAGUUUUAA